This is a messenger RNA of Racocetra persica, 209 nucleotides long. The record is from the annotation of a GenBank genome assembly. Lineage: Eukaryota; Fungi; Glomeromycota; Glomeromycetes; Diversisporales; Gigasporaceae.
CAUGGUGUCAUCAACCAGAAUUACGAAUAACCAUUCCUGCACUAAGGCAUAAAAUUGAAGACUUAGCCACGGAAUUUCCAGUUCCUUUUGAUGCCGCACAACUUCUUAAAGAUAAACCAUUAGAUUUUGAUGAAGAGAAGGUUGAAGAAGCUAUUCCAAAAUUUGAAGAUGAUCCUGAAAUUGAGGAUGAUAAAAUUCCUGAAGAAGAA